AAAUCCACUGCAUCUGCUUUUGUCUGCAAUUAAUAUUGAGUCAGAUCUCGGGGUUUCGGUAGAUAAGAUAUUAUUCUAACACGCUGUGCAUGUAUUUUAGAUUUUAUCGGGUUUGAAUUAGAGAAAAUCGGUUCCAAAGUAAAGGAGGGACAAAGGGCACUCGAGCCUACAAAGAUGAGAAAGGGGACCUCCUCAGCCCAGGAGAAACUCGUAACAGCAGGGGUUGGGGGCUCCACUGUAGAUAAAAGUAAUGUUUUCACGUCGCUGUCUGGUCGCCUAACUUCUAGCUUUCCCACAACUGCAUUUAUACAAAUUAUCACCCCACCGCCCUCUGUAACCCAGGCUGCCAAUGGCUGUAUGUCCGAUCUGCCAGCUGGUAGCUUGAUAUACUCCACUCCCCACGGACCAACAAACGGAACAGGACAACGACCUGCAUUAGGACGCCCUCCGGCGAAGCGUCGGCUUGAACUGGACAUUCCUGACCACCAGUACAUCAGCGAAGCAUCAGUGAAGCGCAAAGUGGGGACCACCCCUGCUACUCGCAAGAGCCCCAAAACCCCCAAGUCGCCAGCGGAGAAGACGCGCUAUGACACGUCCCUAGGCCUCCUGACCAAGAAGUUUUUCCAGCUGUUGGGCCAGUCAUCGGAUGGCGUAGUGGACCUGAACCAGGCUGCGGAGGUCCUCAAAGUCCAGAAGAGACGCCUUUAUGACAUUACCAAUGUGCUGGAGGGGGUCCACCUCAUCAAGAAGAAAUCCAAAAACAACAUUCAGUGGAUGGGUUGUAAGCUGUCAGAAGAGGGCACCGUGCUGAAUCAGUGCCAGAGCCUGGGCCGGGAGGUGCUGGAGCUCAACCAAGAGGAGAGGAAGCUGGACGAGCUGAUCCAGACCUGCCGCAGGAACGUGCAGCAGAUGACCGAGGAGACUCUCAACCAAAAGUUCGCUUAUGUAACAUAUCAAGACAUCCAGAGGAGCCGGGGCCUGCGGGACCAGACGGUGAUUGUGGUCAAAGCACCUUCAGAAACAAAGCUGGAGGUUCCAGACCCCCAGGAGGCUUUACAGGUCCACUUAACUAGCACUAAAGGGCCAAUUGAUGUGUUCUUAUGUCCGGAUGAGAAUACGUCCAACACCCCGCUGAAGAAUAGCCUCUUGGAUGUGAAUGGGAAUAACUCAACAUUUCCUGUGCCCGGUUUCUCUUCCGCAGAGUGUGCUAGCGGCAGCAAUGCACCAGGGGUGCCCGACUGCGCGGUGACCGUCACCUCCAUCUCCCCCCUCACCUCCCCCCUGACCAGCCUCCUGCAACAGACGGAGGACCAGAUCCCCUCCGUGCUGGAGGGGCCCCUUGUCAGCCUGUCGCCGCACCUCCUCAACGAGGACUACAUGCUGAGCCUCGGGGACGAGGAGGGCAUCAGUGACCUCUUUGAUGCCUACGACUUUGACAGACUCCCGCUGGACGACCUUUUGUGUAACUGA
Molecule: messenger RNA, 1470 nt
Organism: Megalops cyprinoides (Indo-Pacific tarpon)
Lineage: Eukaryota; Metazoa; Chordata; Actinopteri; Elopiformes; Megalopidae
Gene: e2f3
Product: E2F transcription factor 3
Exons: 7
Coding region: 175-1470 (431 amino acids)
Biological process (GO): regulation of transcription by RNA polymerase II
Cellular component (GO): RNA polymerase II transcription regulator complex
Molecular function (GO): DNA-binding transcription factor activity, RNA polymerase II-specific; RNA polymerase II cis-regulatory region sequence-specific DNA binding; protein dimerization activity
Source: RefSeq, a predicted model, not a curated record